AUGGAUCACAUUGGAAUACUAGGAGCGCAUCUGCAGCAGCAUACUCACGUGGAGCCCAUCAGUUUCGGCAUCGAUCAGAUCCUCAACAACGUGGAGCAGAGCUGCAUGCUGGGCGCGAGGAUGCACGAGCCGGACUACGGACACCCAGUGUACAACAACGGUGCCAACAGCGGCCUGAAUGGCGGCGGCUUCACUUGCGGUAACACUGGAUAUAACGGCACCAGCAGUUCGUGCGGGGUCGCUUCCCUUGGCGGGGCUUAUCACAUGAACAUGGGUGUGAAUAUGAACGGGACUAAUAUGAAUGCCGCCGGGGUCAUUCGUGUCCCCGCUCACCGGCCCAUGAGCGGCGGAAAUUCCUCCAUGCCGCCGGGGAGCGGAACCAUUAACAACUUGAGCGCGCUCACCUUCCCAUGGAUGGAGAGUAACAGACGAUACACCAAAGACAGGUUCACCGGUCAUCCCUAUCAGAACCGGACGCCACCUAAGAAGAAGAAGCCUCGGACGUCCUUCACACGGCUGCAGAUCUGUGAGCUGGAGAAGCGCUUCCACCGACAGAAAUACCUGGCGUCUGCAGAGCGGGCCGCCCUCGCCAAAGCCCUGAAGAUGACUGACGCUCAGGUCAAAACCUGGUUCCAAAACAGACGCACCAAAUGGAGACGGCAGACAGCGGAAGAGCGGGAGGCGGAGAGACAGCAGGCCAAUCGGAUUCUCAUGCAGCUGCAGCAGGAGGCCUUCCAGAAGACCAUUAACCAGCCGGUGACCCCGGACCCGCUGUGCCUGCAGAACAGCUCUCUGUUCGCCCUGCAGAACCUGCAGCCCUGGACCGAGAGUACCGGCAAGAUCAGCAGUGUGUCAGCAUGCGAAUAG
Molecule: messenger RNA, 867 nt
Organism: Scomber japonicus (chub mackerel)
Lineage: Eukaryota; Metazoa; Chordata; Actinopteri; Scombriformes; Scombridae
Gene: tlx1
Product: T cell leukemia homeobox 1
Exons: 3
Coding region: 1-867 (288 amino acids)
Biological process (GO): animal organ development; regulation of transcription by RNA polymerase II
Cellular component (GO): nucleus
Molecular function (GO): RNA polymerase II cis-regulatory region sequence-specific DNA binding; DNA-binding transcription factor activity, RNA polymerase II-specific
Source: RefSeq, a predicted model, not a curated record